UUGGCUGGCCAUUCUUAGAAUUUAUUCUCGAAGCCAUCACAAUUUAAUUUUCAUUUCAACCCGAACUCUGAAUCUUCUCUUGUCUAAUUUUCUGCCUUGCCCAUCUCUUUGUUUUCCCAAAAACACAGUAGUUUUUCUCCCUUUUUUUUAUUUUUUUAUUUCUGAGAUUUCCUGCAAUUUUCCCAAGGAGUUUGAUUGGUAACUCAAGAGACAUGGUUCAACUCAAGGAAUUUCGCAUUGUCAUGCCUAUGUCUUUGGAAGAGUAUCAGGUAGCUCAAAUGUACAUGGUAAUGAAGAUGCAGCAGCAGAGUACAAAUGGGGAUGAAGGUGUUGAAGUCUUGGAGAACAAGCGUUUUCAAGAUGAUGUAUUUGGUAAAGGUCAAUUCACAUCUAAAGUAUAUCGUUUACAAAGCAAAGCACCUGCUUGGCUUACAACUAUUGCACCGAAAGAUGCUCUUGUAAUGCAAGAGGAAGCAUGGAAUGCAUACCCAAGAUGUAAAACAGUGAUCAAGUGCCCAUACUUUACCAAGUUCUCUCUCACAAUUGAGACUGUCCAUAGGGCAGACAAUGGCACAUCGGAAAAUGUGCAUGGUUUAAAUGAAGAACAACUGGCCGCUAGACAGGUAGAAAUCAUUGAUAUUGCUUCAGCUGAAACAGAUUAUUGGAGUUAUGCUAUCGGAAGUAGCAGUUUUGACUUUUCGAAGUUCAAAUCCACAAAAUCUGGCCGUGGUCCGCUUUUGGAUGGAUGGCAGGAUAAUUACCGUCCAGUAAUGACGGCAUAUAAAUUGGUGACAAUAGAUGCACCAUAUUGGGGUUUUGGUUAUCGACUUGAACAAGCUUUGCUAGCGGGUGAAAGGGCACUUUUCAUUGAAAGUCACCGGAACUGUUUUGGUUGGAUUGAUGAAUGGUUUGGGCUGACAAUGCAACAAAUACGCGAACUUGAACAACAAGGUGAUUGCUUAUUAAAUGAGAAAAUUAGCAAGCCGGCUUUGCUGACAGAUGCCGCGGAUUGUGAGCAAAGGUUUACUCAUAGCAGUGAAAGACAGGUACAGCAAGUUGUCCGUACAUGAUUUCGAAUCAGAAUGGUUUGUUAUUUUGCUGAUGAUAUAAUGUUGGCAUCAACCAAGUUCUAUUUGGUUUAUUCCUUACAAACCACAGAUUGACAAAGAUUAAAGUGCAAACAAAUCGAAACACACAAAACUGACUGGGGUUUAUACAUUUAUAAUCACCCUAUAAUUUAAUUUGCCAUUGUUUACAAAGAGAUUUACAUUGAAUUUUAGCAGAAAUAUGUAUUCUUUUUUUUUUUUUCCAUUCAUAUUGUAUGUUUAGUAUAGAGUUGUAUCAUGUAAUAUGUUAAUAUUAAUUAUAAAAGACUUUUGAAACUUUUACUUAAA
Molecule: messenger RNA, 1394 nt
Organism: Gossypium raimondii (Peruvian cotton)
Lineage: Eukaryota; Viridiplantae; Streptophyta; Magnoliopsida; Malvales; Malvaceae
Exons: 10
Coding region: 213-1070 (285 amino acids)
Biological process (GO): phospholipid transport
Source: RefSeq, a predicted model, not a curated record